This is a messenger RNA of Arachis stenosperma, 5309 nucleotides long. Its product is annotated as disease resistance protein RPV1-like. Gene Ontology annotation, biological process: defense response; signal transduction. Gene Ontology annotation, molecular function: protein binding; ADP binding. The record is from RefSeq and is a predicted model, not a curated record. NCBI's taxonomy places the organism in Eukaryota, Viridiplantae, Streptophyta, Magnoliopsida, Fabales, Fabaceae. The transcript has 7 exons. The coding region runs from base 136 to 3630 and encodes 1164 amino acids.
AUUUUGGAGCAAAUUUAGUGGGAACAAUCACUUUUGUCUUCUACAAUACAGCUUUUCCCCUCACCGAAAACAAAAGGAAAUACUGUGUGUUGACUAAACCUAAUCUGGAACCUUCCUGAAAGAAAAGUUCAGAACAUGGAGAAUUACGACGUGAAGUUUCUCUGCAGCUAUGGCGGCGAGAUCCACCACCGCCCCAACAAGAAGAUCUCCUACGUCGGCGGCCACAACAAGCUCCACUACGUUAACCGUGGAAUCGACUUGACCGCCAUGCUCGCCGAACUCUCCACCCUCUUUGACGCCGCCGGUGACAUCCACUUCAAGUAUCAGCUCCCCGGCGAUGACUUCGACGCCCUAAUAUCCGUCACCAGCGACAGCGACCUAAACAGCCUGAUGCUUGAGUAUGAUAACCUCUACAGAGAUUCCGCUAAAACCGCUCGGAUGAGAUUAUUCAUCUUCCCUGGUAACGGUCCUGAUUCCGCGUCCACCCAACCCUUCCCAGCUAAACUGAACUCCAAAGUCAACGGCGGUGCUGUUGUUCCUCCGCAAAUUACGCCGGUGAAGUUCCAAGAUCUGCCACCGGUUAACAAUUUUAAUACCUCAGACCGGGUGUUGGAUUCGGAUCCAAAAGUGAAUCGACCGGUCGAAGAUUCCGGUUCUUCCCGUUUGAAUAGUCCGUUACCUGCUUUACAGUAUGAUGUUUUCAUCAGCUUCAGAGGUGAGGAUACACGCGCAAGCUUCACUUCCCAUCUUUUCAAAUCUCUGACCCGAAAGCAGAUAGUUACAUACACUGAUGACUUGCUUCACGAAGGAGAUUCGAUCAUGUCCCUCCUCAGAGCAAUUGAAGAGUCUUGCCUUUCGCUUGUUGUAUUCUCAGAGAACUAUGCAUCCUCAAAGUGGUGCUUGCAAGAACUGGUUAAAAUAAUGGAGUGCAAGAAAGAAUAUGGACGGCUUGUUAUACCUGUCUUCUACAACGUUGAUCCAUCACAUGUAAGGUAUCAGCUAGGAAGUUACAGUGAAGCGUUUAAAAAACACUUGCAGAAAAACAAGAAGGCUGAGGUUCAGAAGUGGAGGGAAGCUCUCACUGCAGCAGCAAAUUUAGAAGGCUUGGACUCCCGUUCUUAUAGGGACGAAAUUGAAUUCAUUCAGAAUAUUGUCAAAGAUGUUUUGCAGAAGCUGAUUGACCAUAACCCACCCAAUGAUAGUAAAAGUCUCGUUGGCAUUGGUGAAAAUCUUGAAAAUGUAAAAUCACUAUUAAGUGAAUCUGUUGAAGUCAGAAUGAUUGGAAUUUGUGGCAUGGGGGGUAUAGGAAAAACAACUCUAGCAAGACUUAUAUUUGAGAAAUAUUCUUAUAAGUUUGAAGGCUCCUGCUUCUUAGAAAAUGUACGGAAAAGAUCAGGAAAGUCCGGGUUAACUGAGUUAGUUCGUCGACUUUACUUGGAGCUCUUACAGGGAAAAUUUUGGCAAAAUAACACAGGAAAAUCCACUUUUGUUGAGGACAGGUUAAGCAAACAAAGAAAUUUCAUAGUUCUUGAUGAUGUGAGUAGUUUAGAGCAAUUAAAUUACCUGGUUCGGAAGCUUCAAUGCUGUGGCGCAGGUAGUAAGAUCAUUAUCACAGCUAGAGACAAAAAUGUGCUGGUUCCAACGGUUGAAACAAUAUAUGAGAUGAAGAUGUUAGAUUCUCAUGAAUCAUUUAAACUGUUUAGUUUGAAUGCAUUCAAUGAAGACUGUCCACAAAUUGGAUAUGAGGAGCUAUCAUGGAAAGCGGUUGGCUGUUGCAAAGGCAUCCCACUAGCCUUAAUAGUAUUGGGUUCUUUUCUCCAUUCAAAGAGUAAAACUGAUUGGCAUAGUGCAUUGCAAAAGCUUGAGAAGACACCAGAUCCAGAAAUUCAGAAUAUUUUAAGAUUGAGUUAUGAUGGAUUAGAUGAUGAGGCUAAACAAAUUUUUCUAGACAUCGCAUGUUUUUUUAAGGGAGAGCUUGUAGAAUACGUAGUUAAUCUGUUAGACAGUUGUGGCUUCUAUGCAGCUAUUGGCAUGAGAUCCCUUCUUGAUAGAGCUUUAAUAGCUAUAUCUCAUAAUUGUGUGCGGAUGCAUGACUUGAUCCAAGAAUUAGGUUGGGAUAUCGUUUGUCAACAAUCUAGUGGAAAUGCUGAAAAUCGUAGCCACUUGUGGGAUUCUAAUGAUAUUUGGGAUGUUUUGGGAAACAACAAAGGAACUGAUUCUAUUGAAAGCAUAGUAUUGGAUAUGUCUCAAAUAGAAGAUCUACAGUUGAAUGCUGAUACAUUCAAAAAGAUGCCUAAGUUAAGAUUUCUCAAAUUAUAUAUCCCAUCGGAAAAUGAUGGCAGAUUAAAUAAACUGCAUCUUCCCGUAGGACUAAAGCCAUUUCCUUCUAAAUUAAGAUACUUGGAGUGGGAUGCCUACCCUUUGCCAUCUCUGCCAUCGAAUUUUUGUCCUGAGAAGCUUGUUACUCUUCGCAUCCGGAACAGUAAACUUAAAAGACUUUGGGAUGGGGUUCAGAAUCUUGUUAAUUUAGAGGAAGUAGAUCUAACAGAUUCCCGAAAGUUGGUGGAGCUUCCGGAUUUCUCCAAGGCAGAUAAUCUCAAAAGUGUACAUCUGUCUGGCUGUCGAAGUUUGCGUCAUGUCCAUCCAUCUCUUUUAUCACUUGGAAAACUUGAACUUUUAGAUCUUCUGAACUGUGCAAAACUUGAGAUGCUUGAAACUAAGAUGCAUUCAAAAUCUCUUAAGCACCUCUCUAUCAAGAGCCACACAAGUUUAAUCCCACCCUAUGUCAGUCACUUAUCAUCUUUACGGAAAUUACUUCUAGAUGGAAGCCCUGUGGAGACAUUGCCGGUGAGCAUCAAGCACCUUACGGGGCUGAAAACACUGUCACUAAAAGGGUGUAAGAUGCUUCAACAUUUGCCAGAGCUUCCAUCAUCCAUUCGUCAUUUGACUGCUCUGGACUGCAUAAUGCUGCAAACUGUGACAUUCAGUUCAAAUAUUCCUAGACUACAAGAAGAAAAACGCAUAAACAUCUCGUUCCAGAAUUGCAUGAAGUUGGAUGUGGCGAAUUGUAUUUAUUGGUACCUUAAAGAUAUAAGGAAACUUGCUUACGUGUGUGAAUCCAGAAGAGGAGGAAAAGGAGUAGUUCGGAGAAGUGAUUUCUUCAAGAUUUGUUAUCCCGACUACAGAGUACCAGAGUGGUUCAUGCAUCGGACAAAGGGUACUUCCAUAACUUUUGAAGUUUCUUCACCUUCCAGUUAUGGUUUUAGUUCCCUUCUCUGCGUUGUUCUCCCUAAGUAUAGUUUGGAUUAUGAACUUGAUAUUAAAUGCCGUUGCUACUUGGAAGAUGGUAGUAACAUGCACAAAUAUUCAUUUGGCAUAUUAUUUCUAAAUCACAUUCCGGCAGAAGGGUGUUCUGAUCAUGUUUAUAUGGCAUAUAAUUAUGGAGGCAUCUUUGAUGUAAUCAAGCUGGACAGAUUGAAGAAUAAGAUUGCGUCUUCCGGGCAAAACCCGAAAGUCACAUUUGAAUUCUUUGUCAGUAGUGGCGAUACUGGAAGUAAACAAGAUGAUAACUUGUUGAUCAAAGAGUGUGGUGUCUAUCCACUAAAUGACUCCAAUUUUAGAACUGAAUAGACGCUACUAUUUUGGAGUUGGGCAUGGAAAACAAGGCAUUGGGAUGCUGGAUUUUGUAGCACAUGGAACCAUGAUGUUGGAGUUGGAAGCUCCCGGGCCCCAGCUAAAACUCGUAUUCCAGAAAUCACAGUGAGAGGCUGAGGCUGAGAGCAAUAGCCAAUAAAGCAUCGAGCUUCUUGCCUUCUUCUUCUCCAACACCUACUCGUUCUUGCCACCGUCCUCCGUCCGAGAGCAGCUGAGCAGCGCUUCGCCGUCAACGUCCUCUGUCCGAGUGCAGAACCUAGCCUCCGUCUUCCGUCCUCCUUCCUUCGUCGCUGUGUAUCUGUCACCGUCGCCGUGAGUCCAUCGCCGUACCCUUCGUCUGAGAGCAGCUGAGCAGAACUUUGCCACCGUCAUCCUCCGUCCAAGCGCAGAACUUACCCGACGUCCUCUGUCCUCCGUCCUCCGUCCUUCGUCGCCGUGAGUCUGUCGCCGUUGCCUUGUUUUGGAGAAUGAGCUGUAUUCCUUUUCAAAGAAACAAAGUGGUUUUUGAAGAGUCAAUGAAGUUUGUUUCUACUGGAAGUUACUAUUUGGAAGUUACUAUUUGCAUCGAAAUCGACCCUCGUCCAGUCGUCCGCGCCUUUCCUGGUCCCAAAACGCACCACCUCCACCAGAUUCUCCCCGCAUAGCAUCAGUACAGUUCUUGCCCCUAUCCCAGCCUUUCUUUUCUUUUUGAAUGAUUUGAUAUGUUUAAUCUCUGGCUAAUUUUGGAUGUCAUGCGAAUAGACAAAGAAGAAGUUCUUUUGAUGGUACUGCAAAUUGUUUUCUGUUGAAUUUGGCUGAAAGGAUUCUCUGAAAGUUUGGAAACUCAGUUCUAUAAACUACCGGGUUGGUGUGUGUAAUCUACUAAUCUUAUUUUGCAUAUUCCAAAUUGUGUGUCUCUUGAUUUAUCCUAGGGGAUCCCCCAAAAUUUGAAAGUUACCUCAGUAAUUAUUUGGAUGAUAUUUAUGGUCAUAAUUACAGUGAGAAAUGAGAAAUAGGUAUACUAAAAUUCUAUAUGUUGAUUUAUCCCUACGUCAGAAAUUUUAGUUCAAAAACUAUCUUGUAGUAUCUGUUUGAAGAAAUUAUGAGAGAUCUUAUGUGAAAGAGAAUGUUUUGAUACAGUUUUCAUCUGAGAUAUUAUUCAGUUGAGACAGAUGUCCUGUUAUAGGAAAAACUAGAUUCUUAACUUCGGCACAAUGCAGCGCACACUAUCUUUCUUCUUGUCUUUUGAUUAUGAUUUUCAUCAAUGUCUUCCUAAACGGGUGAUCAGUUCGUUUGUUAUUUUCUGGAUAAAAUCAUCUGUGCAUAGAUACUUGUUUCCCCUUUUUUCCAUGAUAUAUAUAUGUAUGUGGAUAAUUUAUUGUGCACUUUUGUGCCUUGAUUUUCUCAUGACAUGAAAUUAUAUUUCAAUCGGCAGUUUGUUUGAUUAGUAUGCUUCAUCUACAUGCUGAAUCAUGAGCAACUGUUACUUAGUUUUGAAAAAUUGUGCAUUCUGAUUUUGAGGUGUUUCUUAUUUUCGGUAUGUAAAUUAAAAAUUCCAAUUAUUGUACACUUAAAAUUGGUUUGAUUGCCUUUUCACUAAUUUGCUUCUUUUUUUUCUUUUUAAAUUUGUAGGAAAAGUACUUUUAUGGUAAUUUUUUUCAUAGUACCAAUUAAUU